CCUUUAUCAGACGCAUCGCGCGUCAAAGAUUAUAGCAUUCCCGUUUGAUAUAUGCCGAAAGAGGAAAAAUAUUAAGUGUUAACUUCGAGGAGAUUGUUAUUCAUAAUUUAACGAUCGAAAAAUGGGUGAAAUAGGAGAUGUUAAGCUUCCUAAGCUAGAAAAUAACCAGAAAUCCUAUGCUGGAAUUCCAGAAGCAGUGUUCGUGGAAGAUGUUGAAGCAUUUAUGAAGGAGUCUGGCGACGAGGAAAACGUGGAAAAAGUUCUGAAAAGUCUUGACGAGCAACAUAGCAAAUAUAAAUUCAUGGAAUUUAAUAUUAUUUCCCGCAAGCGACGUCUACGACAACAGAUUCCUGAUUUAGCUAAAAGCCUCGAAAUGAUUACAAUAUUAAAAAAUCAGACUUCUGAUCAAGAAACACAAUUUCUUUUAAGUGAGCAAGUUUUCGUCAAGACUUGUGUUCCACCUACAAAGACCGUUUGUUUAUGGUUGGGAGCAAACGUUAUGCUGGAGUACCCAUUAGAUGCCGCAGAAGAACUUCUUCAAAAAAAUAAACAAUCAGCUGAGAUAAACCUCAAGUGCCUUGAGCACGAUCAGGAAUUUCUGAGAGAUCAGAUCACAACAACAGAAGUAAACAUGGCUCGAGUACACAAUUACGAUGUAAAAAAACGCCAGGCAAACAAAGCCGUUGAUUAGAAAUAAAGUUUUCUCUCUAAUUUGCUUAGCACAAAACUAUCGUGAAUCCAUUGAUUUAAAAAGUGA
This is a messenger RNA of Toxorhynchites rutilus septentrionalis, 757 nucleotides long. RefSeq names its product prefoldin subunit 3 (gene mgr). Bases 122 to 691 code for a protein of 189 amino acids. The transcript has 2 exons. Gene Ontology annotation, cellular component: cytoplasm; prefoldin complex. Gene Ontology annotation, molecular function: tubulin binding. Lineage: Eukaryota; Metazoa; Arthropoda; Insecta; Diptera; Culicidae. The record is from RefSeq and is a predicted model, not a curated record. Gene Ontology annotation, biological process: tubulin complex assembly; protein folding; microtubule-based process.